AUGUCUGGAGCAGCAAUAACUAUUGGACCAGCGGUGGUUGGAUCGAUGAUCGCCGGCUACUUAUUUGGCUGCUCGACGAUGCAAACAUACACUUACUAUAAGCGUUUUCCAGAUGAUAGAAGAGUAUUCCAAAUUUUGGUGGCAGUCGUGAUGAUGCUCACAUUUGGACAUAUAAUUUGCAUCAUGUAUUGGACAUGGACCCUGACCGUUACAGGUUACGAGAAUCCUGACGGCGUGACCAUAUUCUCCAGUUCUCGGGACGCAAACAUCGUCCUGACACCCCUGAUUAGCACUCUUGUUCAGAUGUUUUUCAUCUACAGGUUGUUCAAAUUCUCAGGAAGCAGGACAAUCGCCGCGUUUUGUGGCAUUCUCAGCAUAUUGAACCUUACCGGCACUUUGGUAGAUGCAGCCAAGGCACUGGACAUUUCUACGAAUAGAACAACGGAAAACGCACGAAAUUGGUUGACAAUCCUGACUCUCGUUGCAGCCGCUGCUUGCGAUUUGGUGAUCACGAUUGGUCUGGUGUAUUUCCUGCAGCGUGAACGCAGGCGAACCACAGCUCACAAAAUACAUAAUAUCGCUGAUCGUCUAACCCUUUGGGCAAUUGAAACUGGUCUUGCCACCAGCAUGUCUUCCGUCUUAAUUAUUGUCUUCUUUUGUGCCAUGAGGGAUACUUUCUUAUGGACUGCUGUUUACAACAUUCUGGCUGAUGUUUAUACAAACUCGCUCCUAGCCGCACUCAAUAGCCGUAAAACCACUCGCAUUCAGGAGACUCGUGUUAUCGAUUUUCCCAGUGGUUGCGACACACCACCUGACCUUGUCAGCGAGAAACCGGAGACUAUUAAUUAG
Messenger RNA from Suillus fuscotomentosus, 849 nucleotides. RefSeq lists its product as uncharacterized. Lineage: Eukaryota; Fungi; Basidiomycota; Agaricomycetes; Boletales; Suillaceae. The transcript is spliced from 10 exons. Bases 1 to 849 code for a protein of 282 amino acids. The record is from RefSeq and is a predicted model, not a curated record.